AUGCUCCCGCAAUGUGCAGGCCCCAUCUGGGCUGUGGAUGAUCUCUCUAGAUGUUUCCAACGCAACACCCUGCAAGUAACAUUGCCCCUCGCAGCUUGCAGCUUAUCCCUCCUCUGGAUUGUCCUUCGCCUAGCAUAUCGCUAUUUCGUUUCCAAACAAGGUGUCGCCUACAAGGUUCUUCCGAACGAUGUCUCGGAAAAUGAGGCUCCUAGCAGCCCGGAAUCGGAAUCCGACCCAAUGCUGUUUCAGGCAGCUCAAACAGAACAAUUGAAGCUAGAAAUCGAUCGUCCGCGUGGACAAUUUAUCGUCAUUUCACUGGAAAUCGCAGCCUUGGUAGGCCAGGUUGCGGUCUAUGUGUGUAUCCUAUCAACUGAAGCUUGGGGUCGCCAUGGAAUAUUUCCCGCAAUCGCGGGUUUGGUAUCCUGGGGUUAUAUACUGUUCUUGGUUUUAGUGCGUUUGCUACUGUCUACAAUGGAAAUUUUGUCGGCACCGCGCCUAUGGAAUCAUACUGCAGCACUAUAUGGAUUACAAUGGCUUUUCAACAUCAUGGUCUUCCGAUCUGCCAUAAUUCACCCGCUCUCAAAACACGCCCUCAUUCUCAGCAGUAUUGGAUUUGCCCUGGGUACAUUACUGGUUCUAAUUUCCUUGACUACUCGCCGUGGCAACAAGCCCGUCUAUGUGGAACGUGAAGAUGGAUUGGAACCUCCACGCUACCCCAUGGCCAGUCUCUUAUCUCUCGCCACAUUUGCCUGGCUGGAUCCCCUUGUCAUGAAGGGUUACCGACAGCCAUUGGAACUGGAGGAUGUUUGGAACUUGACACCACACCAAAAGGCAGCAGCAGUUUUGACCGACUUUCAAAGCAGGAAGAUGAAGGGAUCUUUGGCUUGGAAGCUGCUUAGAUUCUUCAUUGGAACCAUUUUGAAGCAAGGCGCCUGGACCAUCUUUGCCAAUUUGUUUGUAUUCGUUCCCAGCUUACUUUUGAAGGCGAUCCUCGAGUAUGUUGAGGACCCUCGAUCAACUACCCCCAAUGCUGCUUGGUUGUAUGCAAUUCUUCUCUUCUGCUCUGCUAUUGUUCAGGGCGUCGCUGAUGGCCAAGCGCUCUAUAUUGGUCGUAAGAUGGGUGUGAAAAUCCGUGCGAUCAUUAUCGGUGAGAUCUACUCAAAGGCUCUCCGCCGCAAGGCUGGCGCGUCGUUGGAUGCUGUUCGCAAAGCAACAGAGGAGCAGCAGGAGGCACCCAAGAGCAAAAAGAAGUCUCUCAAGAGUAAGCUCCUCUGCUUUGGUCGGGACAAGAAGUCCUCCAAUGAGAAUGAUACCGAGACAGGUCGCAAGGUUGAGGCCGACGUGGAGGAAGCUGCCAUGCAGGCUAAUGUCGGUACUAUCAUCAACUUGAUGGCCAUUGAUUCCUUCAAGGUUAGUGAGGUUGGAGCUUACUUGCAUUUCUUGUGGGCCAGUGUCCCUGUGCAAAUCACUAUGGCCAUCACCCUGCUAUACAAGAUCAUGGGAUUCAGCUCAUUUGCUGGUAUCGUCAUCAUGGUUUUCAUGCUGCCGGUAAACCUCUUCAUCGCUCGUCAGUUCAACAAAGUCCAAAACCAAAUCCUCAAGGGUACGGAUGCUCGUAUUCAUGCUACCAAUGAAGUACUUCAAAAUAUCCGUAUCAUCAAGUACUUUGCUUGGGAACAGCGUUUCCAGGAUGUUGUCAAUGAAAAGCGCAAGGCCGAGCUCAAAUCCUUGCGCAAACGUUAUAUCCUGUGGUCUUGUGCGGCCACAGUUUGGUACGGUACACCUAUCUUGAUCACCUUCAUGUCAUUCUUCUUGUACACUGUUGUCGAGAAGAAGCAGUUAACACCCUCAAUCGCGUUCCCUGCCUUGUCAAUGUUCUCGCUGCUGCGUGUGCCCUUGGACCAAUUGGCCGAUAUGGUGGCACACGUACAAGAAUCACAGGUCUCUCUCGCUCGUGUUGAUAAGUAUCUCAACGAAGAAGAGACCGAGAAGUAUGAACAGCUCCGUCAUACUAGCGGUGUCUCGGAUGGCCCUGCCCAGAUUGGACUAGAGAAGGCGACUCUCACAUGGGGAACCUCUAAGCCCCAACCACAGCAGGCUUCCUCUGCUGAGACUGGUGCAGAUGCGUUCCGCCUCAUUAACAUCGAUGUUAAGUUCCCGAUUGGUCGUCUGAGCAUUGUCGCUGGCCCUACCGGAUCUGGUAAAACUUCUAUGCUUAUGGCUCUGCUUGGUGAAAUGCGACUCAUUGAAGGUCGUGUCCACCUCCCCGGUGGAGUGUCAAGUCGUGCCGAGCUUCCAGUUGACCCCGCCACUGGCCUGAUUGACAGCGUCGCUUACUGUGCCCAGGAAGCCUGGCUAGUGAACGACACUGUGAAGGAGAACAUCACAUUUGCUUGCCCCUGGGACGAGAAGCGUUACCGUGCAGUCAUCAAGGCAUGUGCCCUGGAACGGGAUCUUGAAAUCCUUGAUGCCGGUGACCAGACCUUGGUUGGUGAGAAGGGAAUCAGUUUGUCUGGUGGCCAGAAGCAGAGAAUCUCUCUUGCUCGGGCUGUCUACAGCAGUGCGCGACACUUGCUUCUGGACGACUGUCUCUCUGCCGUUGAUUCGCACACUGCCAAGCACAUCUUCCGCCAGGCUCUGACUGGUCCACUCAUGAUCAACCGUACUUGUAUUCUGGUUACCCACAAUGUUGCUCUCACUGUUCCCCAGGCAGACCAUGUUGUGGUCCUUGAGAACGGAAAAAUCAGCGCCCAGGGUCGCCCUGAUGAUGUUGCUGCUACUGGCGCUCUCGGUGACGAGUUCUUCAAGUCUCGACCCGGAUCCCAUGCUAGUUCCCGCGGCCUGUCCCGUAUGCCCUCUGACACCGAGGCGGAAGAUGAGGCCAAUGGUCACGAGCCGACAGGAGCCAAUGGAUCAGCCAACGGAACCGCAAAGAAGGACCAAAAGGAUGAUAAGGGCAAACUGCAAGAGUCCAAGGCUGUUGGUAACGUCAAGUGGUCCACGAUCACCAUGUAUCUGGGUUCCAUGGGCCAGUGGUACUAUUGGAUCGCAGCCGUUGCAGUAUUCUGUUUGCAGCAGCUGGGCUCUGUAUCAACAAACAUUUGGAUCCGAGAGUGGGCGAAUGCAUACCAGACUUCUAACCGAGGUGUAGAAACCGAUGUUGGUCGUUAUGCCGCUGCUGCUCACUUGAAGCCCCCGACUUUCAACGUUGGCAGUGUUUCAAAGGUCAGCACUUGGAGUCCUCCGCAACUCUCAAUUAGUGUAAACCCCACAAGCCCUACCACUCCUGAUGGUCAGGUUAACGUUGGUUACUACUUAAUGGUCUAUGCCCUCCUGGGUGUCGGUUACAUUGCUAUCUCUCUGACUCGUGAGGCUGUCCUGUUCUGGGGAUCCCUUCACGCUUCUUGGAAGAUUCAUGACCGCCUCUUGAAGACAGUCAUGCAUGCCAAGUUCCGCUUCUUUGAUUCCACGCCGCUCGGUCAACUCAUGAACCGAUUCUCCAAGGAUGUUGAAUCUCUUGAUCAGGAAGUUGCGCCUGUGGCCAUCGGAAUGCUGCAUAGUCUCGCUUCUGUGAUUAUGAUUGUGAUUCUCAUUUCUAUUAUUACCCCGGGAUUCUUGAUUGCAGGAAUUUUCAUUACCCUCGUGUACACCGCUUUGGGAGCUAUCUACCUAAACUCUUCUCGUGAUCUAAAGCGACUUGAAUCUGUGCAGCGAAGCCCAUUGUACCAACAGUUCGGAGAGACUUUGAAUGGUAUUGUUACAAUUCGUGCUUAUGGUGAUGGCCCUCGAUUCAUUGUUGAUAACCAUCGCCGCAUCAACGCUUAUAACCGACCUCAUAUCUACCUCUGGGCUAGCAACCGCUGGCUCGCGCUUCGAGUGGACUGGACUGGUGCUUUGGUAUCUUUCUUCUCCGCUACAUUCGUCCUCAUCAAUGUUGGAAAGAUCGAUGCUGGUGCUGCUGGUCUUUCCCUGACUUACGCUGUUACCUUUACGGAGAACGUGCUUUGGCUCGUCCGUCUGUAUUCAGAGGUUCAGCAAAAUAUGAACUCGGUUGAGCGUGUGAGAGAGUAUCUGGAAGUCGAUCAAGAGGCCGCUCCUGUCAUUCCUGAGUCACGACCAUCCAAAGACUGGCCGACCGAAGGUGCAGUAGAGUUCGUGGGCUACAGCACCCGCUACCGACCUGACCUGGAUCCUGUUCUGAAGGAAGUCUCCUUCUCCGUCAAGGCUGGCGAAAAGGUCGGUAUUGUUGGUCGCACAGGUGCUGGUAAGAGUUCACUUGCCCUGGCUCUUUUCCGCGGACUGGAAGCCGAGAAGGGUCAGAUUUUGAUUGAUGGCGUCGACAUUGGUUCUAUUGGUUUGCGGGAUCUUCGUGAGGCUAUUACCAUCGUGCCUCAAGACCCGACCUUGUUCACUGGCACCAUUCGAAGCAAUUUGGAUCCGUUCGGCCUGUUUAGUGACGAGGAGAUCUUCACGGCGAUCCGUCGUGUGCACCUCAUCGGAGCCACUGCCUCCGGUACCACAACCCCCAUGACUGAAAGCACUUCUACCGCCGUCGAAACCAACGGUACAGCCAACGGAACAGCCGACGGCAGUGCUGUGACUGUCGCAGACAACAAGAACAUCUUCCACAACCUAGACAGUCUUGUCUCUGAAUCCGGAUCCAAUCUAUCCCAGGGCCAGCGUCAGCUUCUGUGUCUUGCUCGUGCACUCCUCAAAAAGCCCCGUGUUCUCAUGAUGGACGAAGCCACCGCCUCGAUCGAUUAUGCCACCGAUGCAAAGAUCCAGGAAACCCUCCGUGAACUACAUGAUAGCACAAUUAUCACAAUUGCUCACCGUCUUCAAACAAUCAUCGACUACGACAAGGUCCUAGUCCUUGAUCACGGCCGCGUCAUUGAAUUCGAUCACCCCUGGACUCUGAUCAACCGUGACGAAGGUCUAUUCCGCAGCAUGUGUGAUAACAGCGGUAACAUGGAUGUACUCCUCGAUGGAGCCAAACGCGCCUGGGUGCAAAAGCGUCUAGUCGAUGAUUCCUAA
This is a messenger RNA of Penicillium malachiteum, 5034 nucleotides long. RefSeq lists its product as uncharacterized. The coding region runs from base 1 to 5034 and encodes 1677 amino acids. The transcript has 2 exons. Gene Ontology annotation, biological process: transmembrane transport. Gene Ontology annotation, molecular function: ATP binding; ABC-type peptide transporter activity; ATP hydrolysis activity. Gene Ontology annotation, cellular component: fungal-type vacuole; fungal-type vacuole membrane. The record is from RefSeq and is a predicted model, not a curated record. Lineage: Eukaryota; Fungi; Ascomycota; Eurotiomycetes; Eurotiales; Aspergillaceae.